AUGGGAUCGAAAAGCCCCGAAGGCCACCGGCAGACUCCUGAUGCCUCCAAUUCCUCCGAGCUCAAGCCUGCCAAUCCCAACCCCAAGCCCGCCCGCAAUGGCUCUCAGUCAGCCGAUCUCGACGGCGGAAAUCUCGACGAUGAUAAUGACGAUGACGGUGAAGCGAACGAAGAAGCGGGGGUGAAGACCUCCGCUGAUAGUACUGAUAAGAAAAAGAAACGCAAGAGGUCCAAGAAGAAGACCAAAAAAGGAACCCUGCCACUCAAGCAGUCGAGCCCUCCCCGUGUGCUGGUUUCGUCCCUCUUCCCGUCUGGAUAUCCCAUCGGGGAGUGCGUCCCUUACCAGGAUGAUAACACCUCUCGCACUACGGACGAGGAAUUGCGUUACAAUUCACGUCUUUGGGAUAAGGACUUUCUCGACGAGUACCGUCAAGCCGCCGAGAUCCAUCGUCAGGUUCGCCAGUAUGCCCAGAAUGAGCUCAUCAAACCUGGCGCAAGUCUCACUACAAUUGCUGAGGGUAUUGAGGACGGGGUCCGCGCUUUGUCCGGCCACCAGGGACUUGAACCCGGAGACGGUUUCAAGGCGGGAAUGGGAUUUCCCACUGGGUUGUGCUUGAACAAUGUUGCAGCCCAUUGGACGCCGAACCCGGGUGCCAAGGAUGUCUUUUUAGAUAAAAGUGAUGUGCUCAAAGUUGAUUUUGGCGUUCAUGUCAAUGGCCGUAUUGUCGACUCGGCUUUCACUGUGGCUUUUGACCACACAUAUGACAACCUUUUGACGGCUGUGAAGGAGGCGACUAAUACUGGCAUCAUGCACGCUGGCAUUGACGCCAGAGUGAGUGAAAUCGGCGCAGCGAUCCAGGAAGUCAUGGAAAGCUACGAGGUCGAAAUCGCCGGAAAGACCCACCCUGUUAAAGCCAUCAGGAAUAUUACCGGGCAUGAUAUCCUUCGGUAUAAUAUUCAUGGUGGUAAACAGGUCCCGUUCAUCAAGAACGACAGGCCGGAUAAGAUGGAGGAGGGUGAAGUCUUCGCUAUCGAAACAUUUGGAAGUACCGGCAGAGGAGUUCUCCAUGAUGAUGUAGGUCUCUGUUUGUCCAAUGUGUUUAGCAAGGCUAAUGCUCCUCAGGUGGGAGUCUAUGGCUACGGAAGGAACACCGAUGUCUCAGGUGCAAACCUGCGUCUUUCCUCUGCCAAGAAUCUUCUUAAGACUAUCGACGCCAAUUUUGGAAGCCUUGUCUUCUGCCGUCGGUACCUUGAGCGUCUCGGUGUGGAGAAAUACCAUCUCGGGAUGAGACAUUUGAUUGAUAACGGCAUCGUCGAAUAUUACGAACCAUUGGUCGAUGUGAAGGGCUCAUACACGGCCCAAUUUGAACACACUAUCCUGCUCCACAAUGGUGGAAAGGAAGUGAUCAGUCGUGGCGAUGACUACUAA
This is a messenger RNA of Aspergillus niger, 1428 nucleotides long. RefSeq lists its product as uncharacterized. The record is from RefSeq and is a predicted model, not a curated record. Bases 1 to 1428 code for a protein of 475 amino acids. Gene Ontology annotation, molecular function: metalloaminopeptidase activity. The transcript is spliced from 6 exons. Lineage: Eukaryota; Fungi; Ascomycota; Eurotiomycetes; Eurotiales; Aspergillaceae. Gene Ontology annotation, biological process: proteolysis.